Equus quagga is the source of this 2106-nucleotide messenger RNA. RefSeq names its product solute carrier family 6 member 19 (gene SLC6A19). The record is from RefSeq and is a predicted model, not a curated record. NCBI's taxonomy places the organism in Eukaryota, Metazoa, Chordata, Mammalia, Perissodactyla, Equidae. Bases 1 to 1905 code for a protein of 634 amino acids. The transcript is spliced from 12 exons. Gene Ontology annotation, cellular component: plasma membrane. Gene Ontology annotation, biological process: sodium ion transmembrane transport.
AUGGUGAGGCUCGUGCUGCCCAACCCGGGCCUGGAGGACCGGAUCCUGUCCCUGGACCAGCUGGAGAGCAUCGAGGAGGAGGAGGCCAGCUCCCGGCCCAAGUGGGACAACAAGGCCCAGUACAUGCUCACCUGCGUGGGCUUCUGCGUGGGCCUGGGCAACGUGUGGCGUUUCCCGUACCUGUGCCAGAGCCAUGGCGGAGGGGCCUUUAUGAUCCCCUUCCUCAUCCUGGUGGUCGUGGAGGGGAUGCCAUUGCUGUACCUGGAGUUUGCCAUUGGGCAGAGGCUGCGGAAGGGGAGCGUGGGCAUCUGGAGCUCCAUUCACCCGAUCCUGAAGGGUGUAGGCAUUGCGUCCAUGUUCGUGUCCCUCAUGGUGGGCCUCUACUACAACACCAUCAUCGCCUGGGUCAUGUGGUACUUCUUCAACUCCUUCCAGGACCCUCUGCCGUGGAGCCAGUGCCCGCUCAACGAGAACCAGACUGGCUACGUGGAAGAGUGUGCCCGCAGCUCCCCCGUGGACUACUUCUGGUACCGGGAGACCCUCAACAUCUCCACCUCCAUCAAUGACUCGGGCUCCGUGCAGUGGUGGGUCCUGCUCUGCCUGACCUGCGCCUGGAGUGUGCUCUAUGUGUGCACCAUCCGCGGCAUCGAGACCACCGGGAAGGCUGUGUACAUCACCUCGACGCUGCCCUAUAUCGUCCUGACCGUCUUCCUCAUCCGGGGCCUGACGCUGAAGGGAGCCACCAACGGCAUCGCCUUCCUCUUCACACCGAACAUCGAGGAGCUGGCCAAACCGACCACCUGGCUGGACGCAGGGACCCAGGUCUUCUUCUCCUUCUCGUUGGCCUUUGGGGGCCUCAUCUCCUUCUCCAGCUACAACUCUGUCCACAACAAUUGCGAGAAGGACUCGGUGAUCGUGUCCAUCAUCAAUGGCUUCACGUCCGUGUUCGCAGCCACGGUGAUCUACUCCGUCAUCGGUUUCCGCGCCACCGAGCGCUACGAUGAGUGCUUCAGCACGAAUAUCCUGACGCUCAUCAACGCGUUCGAUCUGCCCGAAGGCAACGUGACGCAGGAGAACUUUGAGGAGAUGCAGCGAUGGUGCAACGCCACUGACCCCGCGGCCUACGCCAAGCUGAGUUUCCAGACCUGCGACUUGAACUCCUUCCUCUCCCAGGGCGUGGAGGGCACCGGGCUGGCCUUCAUUGUCUUCACCGAGGCCAUCACCAAGAUGCCGGUGUCCCCGCUGUGGUCUGUGCUCUUCUUCAUCAUGCUCUUCUGCCUGGGCCUGUCGUCCAUGUUCGGGAACGUAGAAGGUGUGGUCGUGCCCCUGCAGGACCUCAAGGUCAUCCCCAAAAAGUGGCCCAAGGAGCUGGUCACAGGCCUCCUCUGCUUGGGGUCCUAUCUCAUCACCUUUGUCUUCACGCUGAACUCGGGCCAGUACUGGCUCUCCCUGAUGGACAAUUACGCUGGCUCCAUCCCCCUGCUCAUCGUGGCCUUCUGUGAGAUGUUCUCCGUGGUCUACGUGUAUGGUGUGGACAGGUUCAACAGGGACAUCGAGUUCAUGGUCGGUCACAAGCCCAACAUCUUCUGGCAAGUCAUGUGGAGACUGGUCAGCCCGCUGAUCAUGCUGGUCAUCUUCCUGGCCUUCUUCGUGGUCGAGGUCACCAAGGAGCUGACAUACAGCGUCUGGGACCCUGCCUAUGAGGAAUUUCCCAAUUCCCGGAGGACCUCGUACCCGGGCUGGGUGUACGUCGUGGUUGUCAUCGUGGCCGGUGUGCCCUGCCUCUCCAUCCCCGGCUUUGCCAUCUACAAGCUCAUCAGGAACUACUGCCAGAGGCCAGGGGACCACCAGGGGCUGGUCAGCGCGCCGUCCACGGCCUCCGUGAACGGGGACCUGAAGUGCUGAGUGGUCCCUCCCACAGCAUGUGGCGCCUGGUAUCUGAGGAGGGGCUGGGUGUACUUGUGUGUGUAUAUGUGUGUUCACAUGUGAGUGUGUACAUGUGUGAGUGUGUGUGCACAUGUGACACACGUAUGUAUGCUGUAUGGGUGUGUGCACGUGUGUAUGCACAGGUGAGUCUGUGCCUAUAUGUUUGCGUGCAUGAGUGAG